CCAGAGAAGACGCCGAGCUGCUCCCUGGAACCUGGGUCAUCCCGCCGAUUACGGAGGUCAGGAAGCAUUCGAGAAAACUGGCAGUUGCGUUCAUAUCCAACUGCGGGCCAUGUCCAAGCGGCUGACUUACUUGACGAAGUUCCAAAAAUAUGCUCCGGUGGACAUUUACGGAAGGUGUGGACCGCUGAAGUGCGGAGGGUCGAUGUUUGUAGCUCACCGGUACAACUCGACCACGGAUCCGUGUCUGAAGAUCGGUGGUGAAGGCUACAUGUUCUACUUCGCCUUUGAGAACAACUUCUGCAAAGAAUACAUCACGGAGAAGGUCUACAACCUCAUGCAUUAUCCCAUCGUUCCGGUGGUCCGGGGCUCGGCGAAUUACUCGUCUGCUCUUCCGCCGAAUUCUUAUAUCGACGCCAACGACUAUUCGCCAAAGGAGUUGGCGGAGAGAUUGCUUUACUUGAAAGAUCACCCAAAGGAGUAUCUGAAGUACCUGGAAUGGAAGAAACAUUAUCAGCCGUCCACAGUUGGUGGAGAGAGAGUUAUUUGCCAUCUUUGCACUCGUUUGUACGACUCGGACUUUUACGAACACAAAGUGUACGACGAAUUCGAAGACUGGUUCGUCGAGAAGUCACACUGUCGAGCUGGACUGGACGUUUGACGACCUGAGGUCUUUCGAGUUUAGCUGGCGUUGCUAAUUGUUG
Molecule: messenger RNA, 701 nt
Organism: Macrobrachium nipponense
Lineage: Eukaryota; Metazoa; Arthropoda; Malacostraca; Decapoda; Palaemonidae
Product: alpha-(1,3)-fucosyltransferase C-like
Exons: 2
Coding region: 110-658 (182 amino acids)
Cellular component (GO): membrane
Molecular function (GO): fucosyltransferase activity
Source: RefSeq, a predicted model, not a curated record